AUGUCUCCUCAUCCCAUUCCCACGAGCGAACUAGUUUAUCCACCGCGGCUGUAUAAUCCCCUGCCCGGUGCGGUGGAUGGCUUUCUUUCCAUAAGAGAGCAAAAUUCUAACAGAAAAGGUCUUCAGCUCCCCAGCAAUUUCAUGUGGGGAGUAGCUGGCAGCGCCUGGCAGACAGAAGGCGGGCUGAUGAGCGAAGGCCGAGGCCCAAGUGUGCUGGAUUUUAUUGGGGCGCUCCCGAACAAAGAGGGCCUCAACGACUCAGUGACAGCCGACAUGUACUACUUCAUGUACAAACAAGACAUUGCACGUUUGGCAGCAGUGGGUAUACCUUAUUAUUCCUUCUCCAUCAGCUGGACACGCAUUGUACCAUUCGGAAUUUCUGGCUCGCCCGUUAAUACAGAGGCUCUGGAGCAUUACAAUGAUGUAAUUAACACAUGCAUAGAGCAUGGUGUUACUCCAAUAGUAACACUGUUGCAUGAUGACUCUCCAAAUGGUAUAGACUACGAUAACGCGACGUCUUUCGGCGCAGCAUUCUUAUACUAUGCAAAGAUCACCGUGGCAAAUUUUGGCGACCGCGUACCUGUGUGGAUAACCUUCGGUGAACCAAAUGGAGGAAUCGGCAUUUUCUUCAAGAAAUACGACACGUUCCGCACUUUACUCCUCGUCCACGCUGAAUUCUAUCACUGGUAUCGUGAUGAGUUCCGCGGCACAGGCCAGAUUUCUAUCAAGUUUGCAAACAACCUGGCGACGCCCCUUCAUGGGCCGAGCAGUGCUGUUGACGUGCGUGCCUCACUACGUUACCAGGACUUCCUCCUAGGUAUCAUGGGCAAUCCAAUAUUUCUGGGUCAGCAGUAUCCAGCAAGUGUGCUGGAUACCCCCGAUUUGAAUUUAACGCCCCUGACAGCCGAUGAGAUAGCAUACAUCAACGGGACGUGUGACUUCUUUGCACUGGACCCAUACGUAGCUCAAAUUGCUACGGUCCCACCGAGGGAAGAUCCCAACCACGCACCCGACGACUACCAGCAGCUGAGGGAUUGCAUCACCAACUCAAGCAACCCACUAUGGCCUCAGUGCGCAGAAAUCACGAGCAUACAGCAAGACGGUUGGCCCAUGGGAUACUUCUCAAACGCAUAUAGCAAAGUGGCACCUAACUACGUUCGUCAACAACUUGGAUACGUGUGGAACACAUUCAAACCACAGGGCGGAAUCGCUAUUACUGAGUUCGGCUUCAAUCCUGCUUUCGAGGAGCAAAUUUCUGGUGAGGCACAGCGUUUUGACCUCACUCGGUCACUAUAUUUGCUCGAGUUUCUCGACGAGAUGCUCAAGGCGGUCCAUGAAGACGGUGUCAAGAUGGUUGGUGCCUUCGCCUGGAGCGUGUUCGAUAAUAAUGAGUUCGGCUCUUUUGCUCAACAAUAUGGCCUGCAGAGUGUCAAUCGCACUACUGGAACGUUUAAGCGCAGGUAUAAGAGGAGCAUGUUUGACUUUGUUGAUUUCUUCCAUGAACAUGUCGCUUCUUGUGAGCAAGUUUAG
Messenger RNA from Penicillium cinerascens, 1530 nucleotides. RefSeq names its product beta-glucosidase. Gene Ontology annotation, molecular function: beta-glucosidase activity. The coding region runs from base 1 to 1530 and encodes 509 amino acids. The record is from RefSeq and is a predicted model, not a curated record. NCBI's taxonomy places the organism in Eukaryota, Fungi, Ascomycota, Eurotiomycetes, Eurotiales, Aspergillaceae. Gene Ontology annotation, biological process: carbohydrate metabolic process. The transcript has a single exon.